Zychaea mexicana is the source of this 1516-nucleotide messenger RNA. RefSeq lists its product as uncharacterized. Lineage: Eukaryota; Fungi; Mucoromycota; Mucoromycetes; Mucorales; Lichtheimiaceae. The record is from RefSeq and is a predicted model, not a curated record. The coding region runs from base 134 to 1450 and encodes 438 amino acids. Gene Ontology annotation, molecular function: inositol hexakisphosphate kinase activity. The transcript is spliced from 2 exons. Gene Ontology annotation, cellular component: nucleus; cytoplasm. Gene Ontology annotation, biological process: phosphatidylinositol phosphate biosynthetic process; inositol phosphate biosynthetic process.
GUGAACCCACACGCGACGUCUUGUGAAUUUCUACCAACCAAUAAUAUAAGCUCUUUAUUUCCUUUUAACCUUUUUCUCUCUAUUUCAAAUCUGAUAUCAUACACAACAUACUUUUGUACCCAAAUCAAAAUCAAUGGCUGAUAAGAACGGCAACAAUACUAGUAGCAGUGUAAUCACUUCUACAAUCACUGCCAAAAGUCCUACUCGUCCACCUAUAAGUGAAAGUGACGGCAAAGGAGGCAAAAGAGGAAGCGGAAGCUCAUUUGCCUUGUUGCCAUUGACUCAUCGCGUGGGAGGUCAUGUCCGCAUGUUCAGAUUGGCCAACGGUGCCAUUUGCAAGGCCCUUACAAACAAGGAACGAGAGUUCUACGAAGAUGUUGAGCAAAAGCCAGAAUUUCGACCCUUUGUACCUUGCUACAUGGGCGUCAUUGUCAUUUCGGACGAUCAACAGAACGGACCAAAGAUUAUUCUGGAACGAGAUAAACGUCGCUUAAAACAAUUCACGCCGCCACCUACCAUGCGGCCUAUACGACGAUCCACGACUGUCAUGCUCUCCUCAGAUAGUUCGGAUACAGACGUACUGCCUAUCUAUCGAAGCGGCCAUCCACCUUAUCAUAAUGCCAUGGAUCCAGCAGCAGCUUCUCGUCGUCCUCGUCCUGGUCGACGGCGAUCAUGUUGCCAACGGGCGGUGUCAUGCCCUGCUGUCUUGCGGACUGAAAAAGUUGACAUCCGACGGCCGCAUCCAGCGACACAACAACAACAACAACAACAAUCGGAAGACGACCAACAACAGGGAAUCAUCAACUCGUCGCUAUCGGAUCAAGACACGCAUGAAUUCAUUGUUAUGGAAGACUUGACGUUCGAAAUGGAGCGGCCAUGUGUUUUGGACCUGAAAAUGGGAACAAGGCAGCAUGGUGUCUAUGCUGCAGAAGCCAAGAUGAAAAGCCAGACAGCUAAAUGUGAGCAUUCCACAAGCAAGUCUUUGGGUGUCCGCAUGUGCGGCAUGCAGGUGUAUCGAGGGUCAACAGGAAAGUGUCAGACCCAGGAUAAAUAUGUCGGACGAGAAUUGGAUGCGGAUGGAUUUCGCGACACAUUGCAUUCGUUCUUGAGCGACGGUACGCGUUUGCUCGUCGAAUAUAUACCCGAUCUGAUAAGCAAGAUAUGGCAGUUACAACGGAUCAUCAAAUCCAUGCACGGCUAUCGUUUCUUUGGCUCGAGUCUUCUCAUCAUAUACGAUGGUGCAGAUACGACCAAACCCGUCGAUUUGAGACUCAUUGAUUUUGCACAUUGCGUAACCAAGCAGGAACUACUGCAGAACCGUGCCCGCAUGACAUGUCCACCCGAACAGCCGAUCGACCAGCCAGAUCAUGGGUAUCUGAAAGGCCUAAUGACGUUGAUGCACAUGUUGCAAAACAUAGCCACCCGCCAUUUCAAUUCUUCCCCAUACUAAAAACCUGCCACAAACGUUCUUAUACAUAUAUACAUACACGAUACUACUAUCAUCACUACUUACUAU